Messenger RNA from Aspergillus affinis, 2865 nucleotides. RefSeq names its product putative Cytochrome P450. The coding region runs from base 1 to 2865 and encodes 954 amino acids. The record is from RefSeq and is a predicted model, not a curated record. The transcript has 5 exons. Gene Ontology annotation, molecular function: heme binding; iron ion binding; oxidoreductase activity, acting on paired donors, with incorporation or reduction of molecular oxygen. Lineage: Eukaryota; Fungi; Ascomycota; Eurotiomycetes; Eurotiales; Aspergillaceae.
AUGGCUUUCCUAUGGAUUCUCCAAACCACAGCUGUUGCGUUCGCAGUCUGGACAGUAGGUGAAGCUAUCCGACGCCUUUACUUUCAUCCUCUGGCCCCCAUUCCAGGGCCCCGCCUUGCAGCUUUAACGUGGUGGUACGAAUUCUACUAUGACGCCAUUCAGCCCGGUCACUAUGUAUUUAAGAUCCAGGAGCUUCAUAGACAAUAUGGUCCGAUCAUCCGUGUUACUCCGGACGAGAUUCACAUCAGCGAUGUCGGCUUUUUGGACACCGUCUAUGCACCGUCAAUGAUGAGAAGAUGCAAGUACGCCUAUCAGCUCAGGAGCCUUCGAGUUCCGGGUGGAGUGGGCACGACCGCAGACUACAACCUGCAUAAAAUUCGACGGGAAGCUCUUACGCCUUUCUUCAGGAAGAAGAAUAUCCUCUACUUGGAAGGGCUGAUCACCGACAAGGUUACCCAAUUGAAGGAAUUGAUCGCGACCCAUGCAGCCCAAAAGACGCCGGUUAACCUCUCCGACGUAUUUUUCGCCUUCUCGAACGAUGUUGUCACCAACUUCCUCUUUGCGCACCAGACAGACAUACUUUCGGACGAGACCAAAGCUGCCACCUUACGCCAUAAUAGCAAGGAGCUUAUGAUGGGGAUUAAUUUCAACAAGCACUUCCCACAGAUUCCCGACUUUCUAGAGGCGCUUCCGGUAUCCAUAAGUGGUCCAAUGAUGCCUCCCGGUCUCAUUGAUAUGCUUUCGCUUUUUGACAGGGUUCGUAAUGAGCUUGUUGCAAUCACGUGCACCAAAGAGUCAGGGCUCGCUGCUGAUAAGCCUGUUGGGCCAACCGGCAAAGAGUCGGUUUACGAUUCAGUACUGGACAACCCGAAUCUGCCAGCGUCGGAGAAGACUCUCCUACGGCUUGAGCAGGAGGGGGCUUUAUUAGCCCUAGCCGGGACCGAAUCGCCAGCUCAAACCCUUAACAUCACCUUCUAUCAUCUUCUCGCCAACCCAACACUCUUACAGAAGCUUCGCGAUGAGCUAAGUGGUGUCCCUAUAUCCGCCCCAUGGAGUCAGCUCGAGCAGCUGCCAUAUCUAUCCGCCGUCAUCGAGGAAGGCAACCGACUUUCCUUCGGGGUGACAGCUAGGACUGCCCGUAUCGCUGAUGAACCGCUUACAUAUACUCCUUCUUCCCACGUCCCAUCAACUUGCCCUCCAAGCACGAAGACCAAGUCCUACACGAUUCCCCCCGGCACGCCGGUAAGCAUCACGACUCUCGCCGCACACACUGCCGAGAGUGUCUUUCCCAACCCCUAUCUUUUUGAUCCCGAACGUUGGCUCGGCAAUGCCGGAAAGGAGCGACGGAAGUUCCAGAUGGCGUUUGGCAAAGGGGGGCGGAAAUGUCUCGGUAUCGAACUCGCACGGGCAGAGCUGUAUCUUGUGAUUGCAGCCUUGGUUCGCGGCUUUGAUAUGACUUUGUUUGAGACGGAUACGAACGAUGUGGCAUUCUUGCACGACUACCAAGUGGCCAUGCCGAAAAUGGGGUCGAAGGGGAGCAUAAGCUAUGUCGUCUACCAAGUUUGGCUUCAUCCUUUGGCUAUCUAUCCCGGUCCCUUCAUUGCCAAACUAACCGAUCUGUACUCUGUGUCCCACGCUGUUCGCGGGGAUCGUCACGAAGACACUUACCGACUUCACGAGCGAUACGGCCGCAUCGUGCGCAUCGGACCCAACCGUGUCACGAUCCUGGAUGCAGGAGCACUUCGGCCGAUCUACGGGCACCAGGGUAAUGUCCAAAAGUCUCAAUGGUACAGCGGUUUCUAUGGUUUGUCCAUCUUCAACACCAUCGACCGCAGCGACCAUGCUCGUAGGCGUCGGGUCAUAUCGCACGCCUUCUCUGAUCAAGCGGUACGGGCAAUGGAACCACAUAUUCUCACCUGCGUCCGAGAUUGGUGUCUCGCGCUGGGCGACUGUCAUCCUAUUCAGACGCCCAACUCUGUUGAUGAUUCAGACCGAUGGUCCCGACCGAAGGAUAUGGUGCACUGGAGCGCAUGCAUCAUCUUCGACGCACUAGGAGAGAUUUGCUUUGGAAAGACGUUUAAUACCUCGCUGAGCGACGAAAACACGUUUUUCUUGCCGUUGAUGGCAUUGAAUGUCCGGAUCGCCAACAUCAGCGGCCAAAUGCCCGUCCUGCGACGCCUUGGGCUUGAGACAUACCUUCGUCGAGGCACGGCCGCGGAUCGGGAGAGACAAAUUGCCCUCUCGCAACAGCAGCUCACGACGCGGUUGGCAGCCAAUCCAACCCAGCGACGGGAUAUUAUCUAUUUUCUACAACAGGCGCGAGACCCGGAGACCGGUCAGGGAUACUCGGAAGAGGAGCUGAUCGGCGAAGCCUAUCUCCGCGCGUGCGUCGAGGAAAGCAUGCGCCUUUGCCCCCUGGUGCCCAUGGACCUUCCUCGUGAGGUUCUUCCGGGUGGACUCUGUGUACUAGAGUGGACAUUCCCCACGGGCACCAUCGUUGGGGUCCCGACGUAUUCGCUGCACCAUAGCGCGGAACACUUCGAGGAGCCGUUCCGGUUCAACCCCAGUAGGUGGCUAUUGGGAGACUUGGAAAGUCGGGAAGGAGUUACAGCCGAAGUCAUGGCCCGCCAGCGGCAGGCUUUCGUGCCAUUCAGCCUCGGGCCACGUUCGUGCAUCGGGCGCAAGGUGGCGAUAGUGGAGCUGGAGCUUUGCAUCGCACGGGCGUUGUGGUUAUAUGAUGUGCGAUUGGCGCCUGGGUUUAAACAUCUGGGGAUUGGCCGGGAGGGCGAGUACAAGAUGAAGGAUAACUUCAUUGUCGGCAAAGAAGGCCCAGUAGUGGAGCUUCGUGCCCGAGAGCUAUACUAG